AGUUCGCUGACCAAACAGCCCCACUACAUCGACCUCACCGGGUAGAAGUGGCUGGGAUGUUAAUGUCCCAGGACAAGAAGUUCUUUGUAAAAUCACUGGUCAGUGAGGAGGUGUGGAGCAAGAUGCACCAUGUAAUUCUUAAACAGUACUACCAGUAUAUUGUGGAGAAGCAUGCCCAGACCCUGUUACCGCAGUACCUGGGUAUGUACCGCCUGACGGUGAACGACGUCGAGACCUACAUGGUGGUCAUGAGGAACAUCUUCAGCCCCAGACUAGGAAUACACAAAAAGUAUGACUUGAAGGGUUCUACAGUUGACAGACAAGCAAGUGACAAAGAAAGGCAAAAGAGUCUGCCAACGUUAAAAGAUGUGGACUUUGUGAAUGAUGGCGUCACAAUUCAAGUUGGACAAGAAGCCAAGGAUAAACUCAUGCCGACAUUAACAAAAGACGUUGAGUUCUUGGCAAGCUUGCACCUAAUGGACUACAGUCUCAUUGUGGGCAUCCACGACCCUGAGAAAGGUGAUUCAGAUCAGACCGACUUCCAGCCCCCUGACGAUGGGGAGGAGGGGGCAGACGAGGAGGAAGAGAAUGGGUUGGAGGAGGAGAUGACUGAUGGGUAUGGAGCCGCCCCACCCCACCGGACAGCCCCCCAACCUGCCACACCCACCCCCUUCACAGGAGAGCUGGACUCCAAGCUGGAGCAGUAUGCAAUUAAAAGUAGUGAAAAUCAAGAAAUCUAUUUCAUGGCCCUCAUUGAUGUCCUGACAAAAUACGGUAUGAAGAAACGGACUGCACAGGCUGCCAAGACAGUCAAGCACGGGGCAGGGGCAGAAAUAUCCACGGUCAGGCCUGACCAGUAUGCCAAGAGAUUUCUGGAAUUCAUCUCCAAGAGUAUCGAGUAAGCACAAGCCUACAAGGUGCACAGUGCACAGCCUCGUCCCAGGGAAGAGUCCUUUUGACUGUAGUACUGCAGAUGAACUUACUGUGUAAAGGGUCCAACUGUCCUCUAGGUUGAUACCUGUGUAUGCAUGGUCACCAUGAAGGUGUCAUAUGGAUUGAGAGUGUAUGGACUUACGGUCUCAGUAGCAGUUAUUUCAGUAUGUGAUAUUCUGUUUUCUAAGGUUUUUCAUUUUGUGAUUAUUUAGGUCACAUGUUGGUGGAAAGACUUCUUCAGGGACUGGAUUUUUUUAAAGUAUGAACAUUACUUCCUUUGUCAUUUGAUCUUUGAAUUCUUUUAAAACCAGAUUCAUUUUAGAGU
Haliotis rubra (blacklip abalone) is the source of this 1258-nucleotide messenger RNA. RefSeq names its product phosphatidylinositol 5-phosphate 4-kinase type-2 beta-like. Gene Ontology annotation, molecular function: phosphatidylinositol kinase activity. Lineage: Eukaryota; Metazoa; Mollusca; Gastropoda; Lepetellida; Haliotidae. The record is from RefSeq and is a predicted model, not a curated record. Gene Ontology annotation, biological process: phosphatidylinositol metabolic process.